AAGUGAGGCGAAUGAUGUUCAAAAAGUUCAUAUUACACCGAGAUUCCCAAAUUCGACAUUGGAUAUGCGAAACACAGCAAAUCUACUAUAUGUACAGAUUGAUAAUAUAGAUCUACCCGAAGAAAGAAUGUGUGAUGUGCUCAUAUGCUAUACACCAUUGAGGGAAGUAAUUGUAGAAUCUUCGCAUAAAACGAAACUCUGUUGUCUUGGCAACACCUCCAAAAGGACUGUGAACGUAACACCCACACCCACACCUGCAGAUAGCACAACCAACCCGACCGUGAAAAGCGCUAUUCUGACUACUGCUGAGGCUUCUGUUAGGCGACAGACUGUGAGCGUAACACCCACACCCACACCUGCAGACAGUACAACCAACCCGACCGUGAAAAGUGCUAUUCUGACUACUGCUGAGGCUUCUGUUAGGCGACAGACUGUGAGCGUAACACCCACACCCACACCUGCAGACAGCACAACCAACCCGACCGUGAAAAGCACUAUUCUGACUACUGUUUACGCCCUAUCAUUCAGCACAGGAUUCUGUAUCAUUGUGAUUGUGAUACUUUUCAUUAUGCACAAAAAAAGAAUCAUACGGUUGAAACGACUUGAAAUCAGACUAGAUCGUAUUACAGCAGAAAUUACGUCAUCUACUGUUACAUCUACAGCACCCCUUGUGAGGAGUCUAUCGGAUCCAGCCAUGAGCAGCACUAGACUGUCAGAGAUUUCUAUGAUAGACACAAGUACUAACACAAGUGCAGUAGCACCAGUUUACAGAUACCCAACUAGACUACAGUCUAGAUUGCUUCAUUAGACAUUGUAAUAUUCUCAGUUGAGCAUUAUUACUUCUUUGAGUGUUGCAUUUAAAAGUAUUCUUUAUGUUAAACACCUGUUUUUGCUUAUUGUUCUUGCAUCAUUGUUCAAGUUUUGAGGGUAUCUUUAAACAUGGUUGAGAUGACUACAACUGAUGUUGAUAUAAGUGUAAAUUUUAUUCAGUCUGAUACAUAAAAUACAUAAAAACAUACAUUAGCAUAGAAUUCAAAAUGAUAGUAAUACACAUUCCAAAUCACUAUGAUUUUAUUUACAUGAUAAAUCCAUGUGUUACAAAUGUUUUCAUACUAAAUCCAGGUGUUAAAAUGUUUUCCAAUUUUGAGUUUAUGACAUACAAAAUUUUACUGCAAAACCAUUGCAUUAAAAUGUGUACAAACAAUUUCCCAAAUGUCAGGUAUUAAUAUUUCCAGAGGUUGUGAGUAAUGCUUAAUAUUGUAACAUAUAAACUCGUAUUCGUGUUUCACAUGAAAUUUCAUAUUUAAAGUAGUUUCACAAUUAAUCCCUGUGGCCAUUUUCACAUUUAAUCCCUGUCUUAAAAAUGUUUGUAUACAGAUACCUCUAAGCAGUUAGUUAUUUUACAACAGUUCAGUAUUUUGUGUUUAGAUCCAUAGUUUUUAUAAUUGUUUUACAAUAAUUCUAGUACAUGUAUGUUAAUAAAUCCACAUGUGUUACAAAUGUUUCACACGUAAUCCAUAUAUGUUUCACAUUAAAUCUAUGUGUUGUACAUGUUUCGCACAUAAUCCAUCUAUGUUUCACAUUAAAUCCAUAUAUGUUACAAAUAUUUCAUAUGUAAUCCAUGACUUUUAGCUGCAACUGUCUAACGCACUUGAACAUUUUACCUGAAAAAUGAAUAGCAUCAAGAAUUAGCUUUGACAACAUUACCAUAUAAAUACUUGUGCUAUCUCAUAAAUACUUGUGCUACCUCAUAAAUAUUACCUCGAAUGUUCACUCAUAGAUUGUGUUUUAACUUUUAAGUUAGAUAUUUUCUUUUGAAACUUGUUUCCUUAAGUUAUUGCAGCUUAAUUUUAAAAGCAUCUCCAUCUAAUCAAUAAAUAGCAUAAUCAAAGAUAUUAGCAUGAUCAAACAUAUCACACUUGAUAUUUCUCAUGAGAUUACACCACUUAUAUGAUGUUUCAUUUCGCUUAUAGUUAUAUAUCUCAACAAGGCUUUCACGCACAUGUCAUUUUAGGCAUUUUGAGUACUUAGGAAAUACAUUGAUCAUUAACAUAUCUGUUUUCUUCUUUUAUUUUUAAAUAUUUCAUUAUUCACGAACACAGUUUGCUUGAAAGCCUUGUUAUGUUGUUUG
Molecule: messenger RNA, 2131 nt
Organism: Mercenaria mercenaria
Lineage: Eukaryota; Metazoa; Mollusca; Bivalvia; Venerida; Veneridae
Product: integumentary mucin C.1-like
Exons: 4
Coding region: 65-808 (247 amino acids)
Source: RefSeq, a predicted model, not a curated record